Molecule: messenger RNA, 5332 nt
Organism: Syzygium oleosum
Lineage: Eukaryota; Viridiplantae; Streptophyta; Magnoliopsida; Myrtales; Myrtaceae
Exons: 14
Coding region: 91-5133 (1680 amino acids)
Biological process (GO): protein phosphorylation; recognition of pollen
Molecular function (GO): ATP binding; protein kinase activity
Source: RefSeq, a predicted model, not a curated record
CUACACUCCACAGUGCUCGAGGUAUCAUUCACUCAGUCACUUUUAUUGCCUCAGAAAUCAUACCAUAGCAUCCUCAAAUGAAAAGACAACAUGAACACGGAAAGGGUGUUGGUAUAUGCCCUGUUUCUUCCUUUUCUGCUUCAGUUAAGUACUUGCUUGGACGUCCUAAACCAAAACAACACUAUCAAAGAUGGCAAUCUCUUGGUCUCCAGUGGCAAAACAUUCGCUCUCGGUUUCUUCAGCCCGGGAAAUUCUAGCCGCCGUUAUGUUGGAAUUUGGUAUUAUCGAGUUUCUGAGCAAACCGUUGUUUGGGUUGCUAAUCGGGAGAGACCAAUCAGUGGCACUUCUGGAGUUCUUUCAAUUGAUUCUGAUGGAAAUUCGGUGCUCCAUGAGAAAAAUGGAAGCUUUCCUGUUGGGUCGACAAAUGUUUCUUCUGCAUUAUCAAAUUAUUCUUCUCCAGCUCGGCUUAUGGAUUCAGGUCAUGUAGUUCGAGUUCAAGAUUUUAGCAAAAGGGUGAUAUGGCAAAGCUUUGAUUAUCCUACAGACACUAUGCUUCCUUUCAUGAAACUCGGGCUGGACCUCAAAACCGGUUUGAACCGGUUCCUAACAUCAUGGAAGUCCCCGGAAGAUCCGGCACCGGGCAAUUACUCCUAUAGGAUUGAUCCAACGGGCUACGCUCAAUUGUUCCUGUACAAGGACGGGGAUCCGUACUGGCGUUCCGGAUCAUGGGUCGGAGAUCGGUGGAGUGGCAUACCCGAAAUGACUCGCAAUUUCAUCUUCAACGUAAGCUUUGUAAAUAACCCAGAUGAGGUUUCUGUAAUGUAUGGCAUCAUCAACACGUCAAUCAUCUCAAGAAUGGUGGUGAACGAAUCGGGGUUGGUUCAACGAUUCACAUGGCAUGGCCAGGACCAGCGGUGGAUAGGAUUCUGGUAUGAUCCGAAGGACCAGUGUGAUUAUUACGGCAAGUGCGGGCCCAACAGCAACUGCAAUCCGUAUAAAGCAGGACAGUUCGAGUGCACAUGCCUGCCAGGGUUCGAGCCCAAGUCCCCGGGCGAUUGGUACCUAAGGGAUGGAUUGGCCGGGUGCAUAAGGAUGCCGGGGGCAUCGGCAUGUCGAAAUGGGGAAGGAUUCGUGAAGGUGCCGCUUGUGAAGGUGCCGGACACUUCAAAAGCACACACCAACAUGAGCUUUAGCUUGAAGGAGUGUGAGAAGGAAUGCCUGAGGAAUUGCUCUUGCACAGCUUAUGCUAGUGCCAAUGAGAGCCUGGGAGGUUUCGGGUGCCUCAUAUGGCAUGGUGAUCUAGUCGAUACGAGAACAUUCACUGAUUCAGGUCAAGAUUUAUAUGUACGGGUCGAUGCAAUUGAGUUAGCUCGUUAUAGGAAAAAAACAAGUUUCCUCAGUAAAAAGGCGAGGGUUGCAAUAAUUUUGGUUUCAGUUUUGACAGCGCUACUGCUCACCAGCUUCUUCUCCUACUGCUUGGUGAUCAAGAAGAGAAACGUUGUCUUGGAAAUAGAUCGCAGAAGCCAAAAUCCACUUGUGAGAGAUACGACCAAUUCAACAUAUUUCGAGGGCUCUCCGAGUGUAAAAGACUGCGAUGAUGAACCUAGAGGAAACAGAGAUGUGCCGCUCUUUGAUCUGAGCACAAUAGCUUUGGCAACAAACAAUUUCUCCUUCCUCAAUAAGCUCGGACAAGGCGGUUUUGGAUCAGUGUACAAGGGCGUUAUGGACAAUGGAACGGAAAUAGCGGUCAAAAGACUAUCGAAACAUUCGGGACAAGGAGUUCAAGAAUUUAAGAACGAAGUCCAGUUGAUUGCAAAGCUCCAACACCGCAACCUGGUGAGAAUACUAGGCUGCUGUGUCGAAGAAGAUGAGAAAAUGCUAAUUUACGAGUAUUUGCCGAACAAAAGCUUGGAUUGCUUCCUUUUCGACGAAACGAAAAGAUCGUUGCUAGAUUGGAGAAAACGGUUCGAAAUCGCAUCCGGGGUGGCUCGAGGACUCUUGUACUUGCACCAAGAUUCAAGGCUCAGGAUCAUCCACCGAGACUUAAAGGCCAGCAACGUCCUACUCGAUGCUGCAAUGAAUCCGAAGAUAUCAGACUUCGGUAUGGCUAGGAUAUGCGGCGGGGACCAAAUCCAGGGAAACACAAAUCGAGUAGUCGGAACAUACGGGUACAUGUCGCCAGAGUACGCAAUGGAAGGUAUAUUUUCGAUAAAAUCUGAUGUCUAUAGCUUCGGAGUUCUGCUAUUGGAGAUCAUCAGUGGCAAAAGGAACAGUGCAUAUUACCAUGAAAAUCCAUCUUCCAAUUUGGUAGGCCAUGUAUGGGAGCUAUGGAAGGAAGGAAGCUGCGACGACAUUGUCGACGAGUCGAUGGGUGAUACAUGCUCCAAGGAGGAGGCCUUGAGGUGCAUCCAGAUCGGUCUUUUGUGCGUGCAAGAAUUCACGGACGAUAGGCCGAACAUGUCCGCUGUUGUGUUCAUGUUGGCAAAUAGCGAUGUGGUUCUCGCAUCCCCGAAACGACCUGCAUACGUUUUCAAAAGCAAGCAACAUGGCGGGAAUCUAUCUACGAGCAGCGGAACCACUUCUGCGAACCUCGUAACCAUUUCGAUGGUUGAAGAAAACAUGAGCACAGAAAAGGGGUUAGUAUAUGCCCUGCUUCUUCUUUUUCUACUUCAGAUAAGUACUUGCUUGGACAUCCUAAACCAAAACAAUACUAUCAAAGAUGGCAAUCUCUUGGUCUCCAGUGGCAAAACGUUCGCUCUCGGUUUCUUCAGCCCGGGUAAUUCUAGCCGCCGUUAUGUUGGAAUUUGGUUUUACCAAGUUUCCGAGCAAACCGUUGUUUGGGUUGCUAAUCGAGAGAGACCAAUCAGUGGCACUUCGGGAGCUCUUUCAAUUGAUUCUGAUGGAAAUUUGGUGCUCCAUGAGACAAAUGGAAGCUUUCCUGUUUGGUCCACAAAUGUUUCUUCUGCAUUAUCCAAUUAUUCUACUACAGCCCGGCUUAUGGAUUCAGGCAAUCUAGUCCUGGUUCAAGAUUCUAGCGAAAGGGUGAUAUGGCAAAGCUUUGAUUAUCCAACAGACACCAUGCUUCCUUUCAUGAAAGUCGGGUUGAACCGCAAAACCGGUUUGAACCGGUUCCUAACAUCAUGGAAGUCCCCGGAGGAUCCGACACCCGGCAAUUACUCCGGUGGGAUUGACCCGACAGGGUAUCCUCAAUUUUUUCUGUACAAGGAUGGGAAUCCGUACUGGCGUGCCGGAUCAUGGACUGGAGAUCGGUGGAGCGGCGUACCCGAAAUGACUCGACAUUCCGUCUUCAACAUAAGCUUUGUAAAUGACCCAGACGAGGUUUCUAUAAUGGAUAUCGUCAUUAACGCAUCAAUCAUCACAAGAAUGGUGGUGAACGAAUCGGGGUCGCUCCAACGAUACAUAUGGCAAGACCAAGAUCGGCAGUGGAUAGAAUACUAUUUCGCUCCGAAGGACGAGUGCGAUUAUUACGGCAAGUGCGGGCCCAACAGCAACUGCAAUCCGUAUUACGCGGGCCAGUUGGAGUGCACAUGCCUGCCAGGGCACGAGCCCAAGUCCCCGGGCGAUUGGUACCUAAGAGAUGGAUCGGCGGGGUGCGUAAGGAGGGGAGGGGUGUCAGUGUGUCGAAGUGGGGAAGGAUUCGUGAAGGUGGCACGUGUGAAGGUGCCGGACACUUCAAAAGCACAUGCCAAUAUGAGCUCGAGCUUGAAGGAGUGCGAGGAGGAAUGCCUGAGGGAUUGCUCUUGCACAGCUUAUGCUAGUGCCAAUGAGAGCCGGGGAGCUUCCGGUUGCCUCAUAUGGCAUGGCGAUUUAGUCGAUACAAGAGCAUUUGGCGAUUCAGGUCAAGAUUUAUAUGUACGGGUGGAUGCCAUCGAGUUAGCUCGUUAUAGGAAAACAAGAUCCCUCAGCCAAAAGGCGAAGGUUGCGAUAAUUCUGGUUUCGAUUUUGACAGCUCUACUGCUCGCCGGCUCCUUCUCGUACCGCUUGGUGAUUAAGAAGAGAAAUGAUCGCAGAAGCCACAAUCCACCGAUAAUUGAUAUGUCGAAUUCAACAUAUUUCGAGGGCUCUCGGAGUGUAAAAGACCGCGAUGAUGAAACCAGAAGAAACAGAGAUGUGCCGCUCUUUGAUCUGAGCACCAUAGCUUCGGCAACAAACAAUUUCUCCGUCCUCAGUAAGCUCGGUCAAGGCGGUUUUGGAUCAGUGUACAAGGGCGUUAUGGACAAUGGAACGGAAAUAGCAGUCAAAAGACUAUCGCAACAUUCGGGACAAGGAGUGGAAGAAUUUAAGAACGAAGUCCGGUUGAUUGCGAAGCUCCAACACCGGAACCUGGUGAGAAUACUAGGCUGCUGUGUCGAAGAAGACGAGAAAAUGCUAAUUUACGAGUAUUUGCCGAACAAAAGCUUGGAUGCCUUCCUUUUCGACGAAACGAAAAGAUCGUUGCUGGAUUGGAGAAAACGGUUCGAAAUCGCAUGCGGGGUGGCUCGAGGACUCUUGUACUUGCACCAAGAUUCAAGGCUCAGGAUCAUCCACCGAGACUUAAAGGCCAGCAACGUCCUACUCGACGCUGCGAUGAAUCCGAAGAUAUCGGAUUUUGGCAUGGCUAGGAUAUGCGGCGGGGACCAAAUCCAAGGAAACACAAAUCGAGUUGUUGGAACAUACGGGUACAUGUCGCCAGAGUACGCAAUGGAAGGUAUAUUUUCGAUAAAAUCUGACGUCUAUAGCUUCGGAGUUUUGCUGUUGGAGAUCAUCAGUGGCAAAAGGAACAGUGCAUAUUACCAUGAAAAUCCAUCUUCCAAUUUGGUAUGCCAUGCGUGGGAGCUAUGGAAAGAAGGAAACUGCGAGGACGUUAUCGACGAGUCGAUGGGUGAUUCAUGCUCCAGGGAGGAGGCCUUGAGGUGCAUCCAGAUCGGUCUUUUGUGCGUGCAAGAAUUCGCGGAGGAUAGGCCGAACAUGUCCGCCGUCGUGUUCACGUUGGCUAACAAAGACGUGGUUCUCGCAUCCCCGAAACGACCUGCAUACGUUUUCAAGAGCAAGUACCAUGGCGCGAGUCUGCCCGCAAGCGACAGAACCGCUUCUGCGAACGACGUAACGGUUUCGAUGGUCGAAGGCCGCUAGUUUCGCCCUUCUAUUGCCCUGGAUUAGUUAUAAUAUAACACAAAUUCACUCUAAAAUCCUAGUAGUUUAUGGAAGGAUUGCGUACUGGAACUCCAAGGUGUAUUGAACCCGCUGAAGUCCGAAAGAGAGACAUCUGCAUGCCUCGGCUGUCAAACCGAUGUGGAAUGCUUAUGUUCAUAAUGUUUGGUAUGUUUAGGAA